Drosophila pseudoobscura is the source of this 710-nucleotide messenger RNA. It is a transcript of the gene Hand, whose product is annotated as heart- and neural crest derivatives-expressed protein. Gene Ontology annotation, biological process: developmental process; regulation of transcription by RNA polymerase II. Gene Ontology annotation, molecular function: RNA polymerase II transcription regulatory region sequence-specific DNA binding; DNA-binding transcription factor activity, RNA polymerase II-specific; protein dimerization activity. The transcript is spliced from 4 exons. Lineage: Eukaryota; Metazoa; Arthropoda; Insecta; Diptera; Drosophilidae. Bases 150 to 671 code for a protein of 173 amino acids. The record is from RefSeq and is a predicted model, not a curated record.
AUGCAAAGAAAACAUUUUGUGCUCCUCUCAGUUGCAUAUUAACCAGCAGACAAGUUUUCUGUUUAGUUUCAACCGCAACAAAAAAAAACCCCAAUAAACGCUAAAGUAAAAUACAUCUCAAUCGAGCUGAAAGCAAUUUUUUCAAAAAAAUGUCAAAAUAUUCCAACUGUGUCGGUCAAAAAUCAAUUUACUACAGCACAGUAUACAACGGACCUGCUGUUUUGGAUAUAAAAUGCUCUAAAAACAAUGUUCAGGAGCAACGAUAUAUCCCAUUAAAUCCCUAUGGUCUAAUGGCAACUCCAAAUGUUCGGACCAUAAAAAAACGAAAUACAGCGAAUAAAAAAGAGCGAAGACGAACACAAAGUAUAAACAAUGCUUUUUCAUACCUUCGUGAAAAAAUUCCAAAUGUUCCAUCAGAUACGAAAUUAUCAAAGAUUAAAACAUUAAAAUUGGCAAUUUUGUACAUAAACUACUUAGAGGAUGUUCUGGAUGGAAAUCAGGAGGAAAAAGGCGUAUUUCUGGCAGAGCUUAAUCCGGCACAUCGCACAAUAUGUAGCGAUCAGAAUAAGUGUCUGAAGAGUGAUUUUCAAAAUGUUCGAGUACCCACUAAUGGACGAACAGGUUGGCCACAGGAUGUUUGGGCAUCUGAACUUAAUCCCGAUCAAAACUAAACUUGACUAUACUAAAUUAAAGAAAAAUAAUAAAAAGCA